AUGGCAGGACCGGCAUUUAGAAAGUUUCCUCUCCUCUUUGACCGAGUAUUAGUUGAAAGAAGUGCAGCCGAAACGGUAACCAAAGGAGGCAUUACGCUUCCCGAAAAAUCACAAGGAAAAGUGUUGCAAGCAAAGGUAGCAGCUGUUGGAUCAGGCUCCAAAGGAACGUGUGGAGAGAUUCAACCAGUUAGCGUGAAAGUUGGGGAUGAAGUUCUUCUCCCAGAACAUGGAGGCACCAAAGCAGUUCUAGGUGACAAGGAUUAUUUCUUAUUUAGAGAUGGUGACAUUCUUGGAAAAUAUGUUGACUGA
Messenger RNA from Hippopotamus amphibius kiboko, 309 nucleotides. RefSeq names its product 10 kDa heat shock protein, mitochondrial-like. The transcript has a single exon. The record is from RefSeq and is a predicted model, not a curated record. Gene Ontology annotation, cellular component: mitochondrial matrix. The coding region runs from base 1 to 309 and encodes 102 amino acids. Gene Ontology annotation, molecular function: metal ion binding; ATP binding; protein-folding chaperone binding. NCBI's taxonomy places the organism in Eukaryota, Metazoa, Chordata, Mammalia, Artiodactyla, Hippopotamidae.